This is a messenger RNA of Punica granatum (pomegranate), 3205 nucleotides long. NCBI's taxonomy places the organism in Eukaryota, Viridiplantae, Streptophyta, Magnoliopsida, Myrtales, Lythraceae. The record is from RefSeq and is a predicted model, not a curated record.
CAACGUAAGACGCCCACCACGUACCUCCAAAGAACUGUUCCUUUCCUCUGUAAGAUUCUUCUUCGUCGUCGUCUUCGUCCAGUAAGUCUCCGUUCAACACAUUCGCCUGUAAAAAUCCCAUUUUUCUUUUACAAAUUCUUAAUCUUUGGAUUGACCGAAUCGUCUUUGUAUUUUUUUUCCUCCAUUAGCAUCUAUCAUCCCUCAGCUAAGCUUCUCCCACUCUCUCUCUCUCUGUUGAAUUGAAACCCCCCCUUCCUUUAUCUUGUUCGUUUUCUGCAAGCAACAGCGAGCCACCCCCUACUGUUCUUCUUAUGCUUUUACUGGGUCUUCGUUUUCGUGUUUGAUUUUUCUUCGUCUUCCCCCUCUGCGAAUGCCUGUCGUUAGAGAGAGAAAGAAAGUGUAGUGAGAGAAUCAGUCAAGGGUUUUGAGUGGAAGACGGCAGAAGGGAAAGGGGACCGUAAUUUCCAAUAAAAGAUCCCCGACAGCUUGCCCUUUUCCAAAUGCCCCCCGGAACCAAUCCUCUGACCUCUACCCGUUUGCCCGGUGGAGAGUUCUGUUAGGGGGUUCCCGGUCGAGAUGGUCGGCGAGGACGAUGAUCGGGGGAAGCCGCUGCCGCCGGCCCCCCGAAAGGCCUACCUGCGGUCCGUCUCGUGGACGGACCGCUCCCCGUCGAAGCCGAACCCCAACCCUCGGGCCCCGGCCAACAACAGCAAGGCCCGCCUGUGCCUCCCGCCGCUCCAGCCCCUCUCGGUUUCCCGACAGAAUGUUGAGGAGUGGCCCAAGGCCGGGUCCGACGACCUCGGUGUGUGGCCUAAUAUACAGACCCCGAGAGGGGGAAGUGGGAAUCCCGGCCCGGGCGGGACGGGCUCCGGCAUGGAGUUCCAGUUCAAGAGGGACAAGCUCGCAUUCUUCGACAAGGAAUGCUCGAAGAUCGCGGACCAUAUUUAUCUCGGGAGCGAUGCGGUGGCCAAGAACAGGGAGACGCUGAGGCAGAACGGGAUCACCCACGUCCUCAAUUGCGUUGGGUUCGUCUCGCCCGAGUACUUCAGGGAGGAUCUCGUGUACAAGACUCUCUGGUUGCAGGAUAGUCCGUCCGAGGACAUUACGAGCAUUCUGUAUGAUGUUUUCGAUUACUUCGAGGAUGUCCGGGAGCAGGGUGGGAGGGUUCUGGUUCACUGCUGUCAGGGGGUCUCUAGAUCGACCUCCCUGGUCAUAGCUUACCUCAUGUGGAGGGAUGGACAGAGCUUUGAGGAUGCGUUCCAGUAUGUGAAGGCUGCACGAGGGGUGACGAAUCCGAACAUGGGAUUCGCCUGUCAGCUCCUACAGCGCCAGAAGAGGGUGAACUUCCCAUCCCCUAACUCUGCUCGAAUGAUCAGAAUGUACAGAAUGGCCCCGCACUCACCUUACGAUCCUCUGCACCUCGUGCCAAAGCAGCUCGGCCGCCCAGGUGCCAAGGGGCUUGAUUCUCGGGGUGCGUUCAUUGUCCAUGUUCCCGAUGCUAUAUAUGUCUGGGUCGGGAAGGAGUGCAAACAUGUGAUGUCGAAUAAGGCGAUGGAUGCAGCGUUUCAGGUCAUCCGAUACGAGAGGGCAAAGGGCCCCAUCUUGAGGAUAGGAGAAGGGGAAGAGCCAUCGGAAUUUUGGAAUUCUCUUGCAAAUAUGCAACUCUUGUCUGAUGGGGACGAGAGGGUUGAGGAAAGAACUGAAGAAAGUUCCUCUCGCAAAAGUGAUUCAGGUUUUGCUAUCGAUUGUGUUGAGAUUGGCGGGAGGAGAGUGAAGGAUUACGAUUUAGAUUUUGAGAUCUUCCACAAGGCCCUCGCUGGAGGCGUCGUUCCGAUAUUCUCUGUAUCGAAUACCGAUACGGAGAUGUGCCUCCCAGCUCGGGAAAAUGGAUGGGACCGACUUAGGCAGAAGUUUGCUAGCGGUUUGAUGAGAGAGUAUCUCACCUCAUUGAGAUUGAAAGGGGUCUCUAACUCUGCAGCCACUGCAACUCUAAGUUCACCGAGGGAAUCAGAAGAGUCUGAUCAUAUGAAUAUCCCCUCAUCGCCAUUGACACCUUCAACACAUCCCUGUGGCUCGCCGGAUUCGCUUAGUUGCUUCCUCACAAGCAGUCCCCAGAGGAUAAGCGACACUGGCUCUUAUAGAGAAGAGGAGGAAGGAAGCAUUACUUCUUCGCCCGAUUCAUAUUCUCGAAUCCCGAUUGGUAGCCCAAUUUUCAGUUCCAAGUCCCCGACACUCUCACCAUCAACAUCUGACUAUUCCGGGAGCUCGUUCACUUUCUCGCCCUCGUCUUCUAACUGGUCUGACUUGCCCUACCAGUCCUCCCAGCAGCCCUCACCUUCUGGCUUGGAAUCAGCAGGCCCAGCUCUGAGGAAGGACAUCCGCUGGUGGGAUAAGUUUCCUUCACCUAGUAAGGAUAGCCCGGCUUCCCCGAGAGAGGUUUUCCCCGCUGAUCAGGUUUCGAGGGUUGCGAACUCGCGUCUAGAGGGGAAGGGCAUUUUACCCUCUAUAGCAGAGCGAAGAGGGAGUAAUCCUCCGCCUCGGAUGCGCCUACCAUCGGUUGAUGAGCAAUCUCACGUUCACAGGAAGCUGGUCCGGCCAUGGUCCUUUUCACUACCGGACUUGGGCGAUGAUGUGAUGCAGGAUGCUGAUCAUGACCGAUUGGAGGAUGGCGAAGAUGACGGGGAAGUGUUAAUGAUGGAGGCUGAUGCUGAUCCCGUGUCAAAGCUCGAUGGCGAAAUGUUAGCGGAAGUUGAAGAGGGAAAGAGCUUUCAUCUUUCCACUUUGUGCAGAUAACUAGUGGGGAUAAAGUGCCAGAAUAGUUCAUAGAGUUCGACGGGUCCUGCAUAAAAAUCUGCUUAGAAUACGCUCGAGAGGAAAGACAACAUCUGUACCCGUGUUCGAUUUGCUGUUGAUCGAGAAAAGCAAGGACCACUUGCAGAAUCCAGCGUUGCUCGUUAUUGUUCCGGCCUUGAUUGAAGAUUCAGGCAUCCCAGGCAGCAAAAGUGGCCUGCCUGUGAGAUGAUGUAUGGGAAGGAUUUAUCUAUCUACUGUUUUAUUGAACUAAGUUGUCGAUAUGUGAUGUACAGAAAGGUGUACUGUACGCUAAUUAGGGACAAGAUAUUAGAUACAUAGCUUAUUAACUUUCAGUUGCGCAAAGGAGAAGAGAAUAAUAUCAAUAAGUGAAGUCGAGAAUACUUUCCCUUUA